AUGUUAGAUUAUAAUCCAGUUCCAUUUGAUCAUACUUAUAUUUUAUAUGAUCCUAAUGAUAUAAUAGCUAAAAUUUGUGUUCAAUUUUCAUUAUUACCUAUAUAUCUUAUGGUAUUUUAUACAUCAUGGUUUUUAAUUACUAGAGAAAUUGAACCAAUAAUUAUUGUUGCUGGUCAUUUAAUUAAUGAAUUAAUUAAUAAAAUUAUUAAAGUUUCAAUUAAAUCUCCUAGACCUGAUUUCCAUAAAAAUUUUGGUCGUGAUAGUGGAUCUUAUAGUAUGACUUAUGGAUUCCCAUCAGCUCAUUCUCAAUUUAUGGGAUUUUUCGCUGGUUAUUAUAUAUGUGUUAUAUUAUUAAAAGUUCCAAUGCCAAAAUCAAGUAAAAAACCAAUUUGUUUAUUUGCUGGGUUAAGUAUGAUUGGUGUAGCUUUUUCAAGAGUUUAUUUAUUAUAUCAUUCAAAUGUUCAAGUGAUUGCUGGUUUAAUCACUGGAAUUACUUUAGGUAUUACUUAUUUUAUAAUAACUUCAAUUGCAAGAGAUAUUGGACUUGUUGAAUGGAUUUUAAAUUGGCCAAUUGUUAAAUUCUUUUAUAUUAAAGAUACUUAUUAUCAUAUUUAUCAAACUUUUGCUGAAGAAUAUCAAGUUUAUUUACAACUUAGAAGAGAAAAGAAAGGUUUAUUAUCAUCUCUUGCCCUUGGAGAUGAAAAAAAUUAA
Messenger RNA from Candida dubliniensis CD36, 711 nucleotides. It is a transcript of the gene CWH8, whose product is annotated as Cwh8p. Lineage: Eukaryota; Fungi; Ascomycota; Pichiomycetes; Serinales; Debaryomycetaceae. Gene Ontology annotation, molecular function: sphingosine-1-phosphate phosphatase activity. The coding region runs from base 1 to 711 and encodes 236 amino acids. The transcript has a single exon. The record is from RefSeq and is a predicted model, not a curated record.